GUUUUCCGGCAUUUAAAUUUAGGAUAUAUAUAUAUAUUAAAAAAAACCCUGCCCCUAACCUACAUCAUAUUUCCUUAUUUCCACAGUUUCUUCGCUUUACAGCUUCCCAAACCUCUCAGGUGAAGAAAUAUGGCAGGAAAAGGUGGGAAGGGGCUUUUGGCGGCGAAAACAACCGCAGCUAACAAGGACAAAGACAAGGACAAGAAACGUCCUGUUUCUCGUUCAUCUCGUGCCGGAAUUCAGUUCCCAGUGGGUCGAAUCCAUCGUCACCUAAAGACUAGGACAUCUGCACACGGUAGAGUCGGUGCCACAGCUGCUGUUUACUUGGCCUCCAUCCUCGAGUACCUAACAGCCGAGGUUCUCGAGUUGGCCGGAAACGCUAGCAAAGAUCUGAAAGUGAAGAGAAUUACUCCAAGGCAUCUGCAGCUUGCCAUUAGGGGUGAUGAAGAGCUGGACACCCUUAUCAAGGGUACCAUUGCUGGAGGUGGUGUCAUCCCUCACAUCCACAAGUCCCUAAUCAACAAAACUACCAAGGAGUAGAUAUAUCUGAUUCUAACUAGAUCGUACGAGUUUGGACUACUUUUUUUUAAUCUAUUAUGUGUUUAAUGACUGCUCGUAGGCUUUAAUUUAGUGGAGCUAAUACAUUUGGUCUGUAACUCAGUAUAUAUGUUGUAAUUCUCUAGGCUUGUUCCUGUUGAGCUGGG
Molecule: messenger RNA, 704 nt
Organism: Hibiscus syriacus
Lineage: Eukaryota; Viridiplantae; Streptophyta; Magnoliopsida; Malvales; Malvaceae
Product: histone H2A variant 1
Exons: 3
Coding region: 130-540 (136 amino acids)
Cellular component (GO): nucleosome
Molecular function (GO): protein heterodimerization activity; structural constituent of chromatin; DNA binding
Source: RefSeq, a predicted model, not a curated record